CAAUGAACAAGUAUGUUUCCGGUGCUAUGCCAUGGCUCUUUACAGAAUCAUGGUGGCGGUGCCAAUCACGUGAUUGGAAUUUUACAGCUCCACUAGAUCACUAGUUCCACAUCGCCCUCGACGUCCUCAAGUUCGCCACAUAAUCGCCCUCUUCAAUGGUAAGUUUUUGUCUUUUGCAUGUCAUAGUCUGAAUCUGCAGCAGAAUCAUGUCGGAAUACGAACAAUUCGAAUCCAAAUGGCCUCAUUUGAACUUGCUGCAACUUACGCCGCACUUAUCCUCGCUGAUGAGGGUAUUGAAAUUACCGCUGACAAAAUACUCGCCUUGACUGAAGCCGCCUCGGUCGAGCUCGAGCCAAUCUGGGCAACUCUCCUUGCUAAGGCUUUGGAGGGAAAGAAUGUGAAGGAUCUGCUAUCAAACGUCGGUGCUGGUGGAGGUGCACCGGCCGUUGGCGCACCCGUUGCUGCUGCCGUUGGUGGUGCAGCUGCCGUCGAGGCACCAAAAGAAGAGGAGAAGAAGGAGGAAGCAAAAGAGGAGUCAGACGACGAUAUGGGCUUCGGGCUGUUCGACUGAUCUGCAGUUUUCCUUUGUUAUGUCAUUCAUCCACUGCAUACGUCACAUGGGUUCACUCUCUACAUCCUGUAUUAUAUUCCUUACGC
Messenger RNA from Suillus bovinus, 657 nucleotides. RefSeq names its product 60S acidic ribosomal protein P1. Gene Ontology annotation, biological process: translational elongation; cytoplasmic translation. The record is from RefSeq and is a predicted model, not a curated record. The transcript has 4 exons. NCBI's taxonomy places the organism in Eukaryota, Fungi, Basidiomycota, Agaricomycetes, Boletales, Suillaceae. Gene Ontology annotation, molecular function: structural constituent of ribosome; ribonucleoprotein complex binding; protein kinase activator activity. The coding region runs from base 236 to 571 and encodes 111 amino acids. Gene Ontology annotation, cellular component: cytosolic large ribosomal subunit; ribosome.